Drosophila guanche is the source of this 815-nucleotide messenger RNA. RefSeq names its product MRG/MORF4L-binding protein (gene MrgBP). The coding region runs from base 111 to 722 and encodes 203 amino acids. Gene Ontology annotation, biological process: regulation of transcription by RNA polymerase II. Gene Ontology annotation, cellular component: NuA4 histone acetyltransferase complex; nucleus. The record is from RefSeq and is a predicted model, not a curated record. NCBI's taxonomy places the organism in Eukaryota, Metazoa, Arthropoda, Insecta, Diptera, Drosophilidae. The transcript is spliced from 2 exons.
CAUCGAUAGCACGCCGAGCAUACCCUCUACAACAAAAUAUCGACAGCCCCAUCACCGACUAAAACCAGAUUCAUCGUCGUGCGGCAACCCAAAAACCAAAACAAAAUAAAAUGAUGGCCAAAGAUAAGGGGCUGGCUGGAGCUGGGGCGGCCGCCCCAUUGCCGGCAACAGGCGACCAUGAGUGGUCCGCGGAAGAGGAGUUGCAGCUUUUCCACGCCAUGGAAGGACUGCGUCCGGUGGGCAUCAACAAACAUUUCUACAUGUCGUGCAUUGCGCAGAGGCUCUCAAAGUCUCUGAAUCGCGAGAUGCCCAGUGAACUGAUUUGGAAGCACUUGGGCACCAUGUACAAGCUGAAGGAGUUGGACGACCUGGAGACGCUGCCCUUUCCAAACGAGGAGCGAGAGUUUUGCCUGCCAGAACAGGAGUACGGAACGCUAUUGACCAAAAAGAAGGUGGAGGUUAACUCGAACGAUGAAACCACAGAUGGCCCAUCAGCUGUUGCUGCCCCAGUCACAGAGAGCAACGGCAAAGCUCCGCCAGCUACAACCAAAGCACAGGUGCACUCCAACACUUCAAAAGACAUCGAAAAGAAGCUAGCGGCAAAGCCAAUUGAUCUGCCCAAGCGUCCAGCCAAGCGUACACGCGGCUCGAUGUCAAAUGAAUCGAUUAGCCCCUCAACCACACCACCGCCAGUGCAGAGCAGCAAGCGUCGUCGCAUUUAAAGUGCAUUGCGCGGACUCGAAACUAAAAAUACAACAAAUAACUAUAGAGUUUACUAAAUACAUAUGUAUGUAGCUUAAGUUAACAAAUAAUGU